This is a messenger RNA of Penicillium canescens, 327 nucleotides long. RefSeq names its product Dimeric alpha-beta barrel. Gene Ontology annotation, molecular function: oxidoreductase activity. The record is from RefSeq and is a predicted model, not a curated record. Bases 1 to 327 code for a protein of 108 amino acids. The transcript has a single exon. Lineage: Eukaryota; Fungi; Ascomycota; Eurotiomycetes; Eurotiales; Aspergillaceae.
AUGACAUACACCAUUACCGUCCUCUUCCCCAACGAGCCUGAUGCCAAAUAUGAUACGGAAUACUACGUGGCGCACCAUAUGCCCCUCAUUCAACAUCAUUGGAAGAGGUUCGGGGUGCAAAGUUGGUCUGUAACCACCUUCGGCCCUGCCCCGGAUGGAACACACCCUUUUUAUGCAUUUGGAAGCGUUGUUAUUUGGGAUAGCAAGCAAGGUGUCGAUAAAGCCUUCGGCAGCCCUGAGGCGGCUGAAAUCAUGAGUGAUGUUCCAAACUUCAGCAACAAGCAGCCAGUAUUCUUGUUUGGCGCACGAAUUGAGGCAGCAAAAUAG